Molecule: messenger RNA, 2715 nt
Organism: Hypoxylon trugodes
Lineage: Eukaryota; Fungi; Ascomycota; Sordariomycetes; Xylariales; Hypoxylaceae
Product: ApbA-domain-containing protein
Exons: 3
Coding region: 241-2544 (767 amino acids)
Cellular component (GO): cytoplasm
Molecular function (GO): oxidoreductase activity
Source: RefSeq, a predicted model, not a curated record
UGAUUUCCCAUUCUGUCAACUAGAUUCCCAACAUUCAUCUCAAGUUUUGCUUCUUGAGCCAGCCGUCUGUUUUUCCCUUUAGGUACUACCCGUUGUCGGAAGGAACGGCAAGCCUUUCGCUCGUUUCGUUUUCGCUUGUCUUCCAUUCUUAUACUCUUAUACUAUACUAUACGCUCGUUUUCCCCACUCUACUUUUGAGAGUAUCGGCACGUUGGCAUAUGCCUCGAGCCUUUCGCUGCCAUGGCUGACAGUGAGCUAAUGAGAAUUUGUACAGUGGGUGGAAAUGCUGUGUCGGCUUUCUUGUCCUGGAGGCUUCAGGCUACGAACGCUUGCGAUGUAACCCUUGUCUGGAAAUCGGGAUUCGAAAGCGUCUUUCAAUAUGGUAUUUCCUUCAAAUCUGGAUCGUUUGGUAAUGAGCGAUUCAAGCCUCGGCGUGUGGUCCGAACUCCGGAAGAUGCGGCUCAGAAUAAGGAGGGGGCAUUUGAUUAUGUUGUCCUAUGCAUUAAAGCUCUCCCCGACGUAUAUGAUCUUGCGUCCGUAAUUGACGCUGUCGUCACCCCACAACAUACUUGCAUUCUCGUCAAUACGACGCAUACAUUAGGCGUUGAGGCUGCUCUUGAGGAGAGGUUUCCGACAAACGUUGUCCUGUCGCUCGUUUCGAACGCUGAAUUGACUCAAUUGGGAUCGAGCGAAUUUGAGCAUAGUGGUUCAACUGAGGUCUGGGUUGGUCCAGCGAAUAAAAACAGUAGCAUUCCAUUGGCGAUACAGGAGGAUAUGGCUCAGGCGCUCGCCAUGACUCUGAGCACGGGGCGCGUUGACUGCAAAGUUUCUAGCAACAUCAAACAGCAACAGUUUGAACGGGUUAUUGGUCCUAUCGCAUUUCACCCAGCCAGCGUUAUCUUCGAUACACCAUCUCACACAGCUCUCUUAGAAAAAACCGGCGUAAGACAACUGAUUUCUGAUGUAAUUGACGAGCUUAUCGAACUUGCUACCGCACAAGGGUGUACACUCGAUGCUAAGUUCAAGGAGAACACAAUUAAGGAACAGUGUGAACCCUCGGAUAGUCCGAGCAUCAUGUGGCAGGAUUACGUGGCGAGGCGACCAAUGGAAGUCGAGACGUUUCUGGGUUCGCCAAUCAAACUUGCUCAAAGCUCAGGUGUUAAGCUACCUCGGAUUGAAACGCUCUACGCCAUCUUCCACAACCUGAACAUAGUGAACCAGUCCAGACCUAAGGAGAUUAAUGGGCUGCCAACUGUUUCUGGUUCGCCAACAGCGGCAUCACCAAUGCCCCGCAUGUCGUCCUCAGGCCCACCACCUCGUCCAAUGGCCAAUGGCCACCCGAAUGGAAAUGGCCUGCCGAUGCCUCGACCGCGGCCUAGGAACUCAUCUAACUUUAGUGGUCCACCCCCUAAUAUGCGCCGCCCCCCACCACCAAUGAAUGGCGGUCCUCCGAAUGGUUAUAGGCCUAUGAACGGCGGGCCAAACGGACAUGCAUCGCGACAACCGUCGCGACGCGGAUCCUUCGAAGAAGCCGAUCUGGGAGAAUUCAGCCACUUGGUUGUGUAUGAAGAUUCGGCGGAUGCUGGCGAAGGCGGAUAUAAUGCUGACACUUCAGGUAUUGCACUUCGCGAAAGAGAACUUCAAUUACGACAGCGAGAGUUAGCGUUGAAGGAGCAAGAAAUGCGUAUGCGGCGUGGAGGUCCACCACCGCCAGCUGGCGGCAGAAGGCGCGCUCCUCCGGUGCGUAGUGGAGGUGGCAUGUACGACGACGAGGAUGAAGAGGACGACUAUUUUGAUCCAAAUGCAGGCCCAAUUACUCCAAUGGUUGAUCCCGACAAUUUUGACAUGAUGAGCGUCACAUCUAGGAAAAACCGCAGCAAAGCUCCUGCAAACCAAAGCGAGUUGCGCAUGAAUCCCGAAGGACCCGGCGGGGGAGUGCCACCUCGUAGCAGCAGAUGGCGACCGGGUUUCGGCAGAAAUCGUUCUAGUCAAAUCAUGGGUUCUGCGCCCGGCCUUCACGACAACAUUCUCGAUGAUCCACUGAUGAGCUUUACGUCUAACCGGUACGGUAAUGUCGACCGAGGACAGAUGCAGGCAGGAUCUAGGGCGAAUUCUCUCACAGCAUCACAUCUACACGAGCUACAAAAUGGUCCUAAUGGGAUGAGUGGACCGUAUCCAAGACGUGCCAGCCAGUCACCAGGAAACCCAUAUAGUCCCUCAGUUCGGGGUGCAAAUGGCCGACCUUCGCCACCUAACGGCUUCGGAGGACCUGGUCCUAAUGGACGCCCGUCUCCCCCUGAGGGUGUACGCCAGCCGGUUCCUAGGUAUCCUCCCGGCCAAGGCAACAUGGUCGCGCCACAACAAGUAGAACAACGUGUCGGGGUGAGCAAUCUCCAACCACCAAACGCGAAGACAGCAAGAAGUCUGACCGGCAGUGCGAGCGCUAGCGCGGGGAGUGGUGAAUCAACGCACUUAGGUUCCGAACCCUCCGCUCACAGCAGCCAAAGUAGUCUCGGUCCUCGACCUCCGAUUGGGGUCCGCUAGAAGCCUCGAGCGCUACGGGGCGCAGCUAAAGAUAGGGGAGGAUUUGUGCAUCGCUGAUGUGGCACAUAGUUUUUUUUUGGUCGGGUUAAUUCACGUUUUUCUCACCCGACGAAUCUUUUUCUCUUUGCAGGUAGGAUGCUGCGACAUAAUCAGCAUCAGGUUGUCGAAUUC